AUGGAUACCGAACGUUUCGACACUUCCGUUCCUCUCUGGAUCCUACAUGUGGAUGGGUCGGCAAACCAGCAAGGCUGUGGUGCCGACUUGGUGUUAACCACGCCGGACGGUAGCAAAAUCGAGUAUGCCCUCCGAUUCAACUUCCGGACCUCCAAUAACGAGGCAGAAUAUGAGGCCCUCUUGGCCGGCCUUCGGCUGGCCAAGAGCAUGAGCGCGAGGCAGAUCAGCAUUCACAGUGACUCCCAGCUCAUAAUGAAUCAGAUAACGGCAGACUUCGCAGCGAAGGAUGCCUCCAUGUCACCCUACCUAUCGGCAGCUCACCAACUACUACAAAAAUUCCAGGCCUAUGAGAUACGGCAGAUCCCCAGGUCGGAAAACAGCCACGCCGACGCGCUCUCACGAUUGGCUUCGGCAAUAAAUGACAAGGUCGGAAGGAAGGUACCGGUGGAGAUAUUAUCCCAACCGAGCACAACCACGGCUGAUGUGUGUACCAUACGGUAUGAAGACACAUGGAUGUCUCCAAUCUAUGCCUUCCUGACAACCGAAACCCUUCCUACCGAUAAGUCCCAAGCUCGGAAACUCCGUUACCGAUCGGCAAGAUACACAGUCAUCAACGACGUUCUGUACAAGCGAGGCUACACAACGCCGUAUUUAAAAUGCCUGACCAAGGAGCAGGGGGACUAUAUCCUUCGGGAGGUCCACAGUGGAAUCUGCGGUGACCACUCUGGGUCCCGAUCGCUCGCGCACAAAGUCUUCCGACAGGGGUAUUUCUGGCCAACUCUGCACCAAGACGCGAACACAUUAGUCAGAAAGUGUGACAAAUGCCAGCGGUUCGGUAUUGUCCCUCAUAUUCCUGCCGAGCCGCUGUCACCGAUCGUGAGCCCGUGGCCGUUCGCCCAAUGGGGAUUAGAUCUAAUUGGUCCAAUGCCAGAGGGCAAGGGUCAGGUUAAAUAUGUCGUUGUUGCCGUAGACUACUUCACUAAAUGGGUCGAAGCCAAAGCCUUAGCAACGAUAACGGCAACCAGGAUCGAAGAUUUCAUCUGGACGAACAUUUGUUGCCGAUUCGGCAUCCCCUAUGCCAUCGUCACAGACAACGGCAGACAAUUUGACUUGGAAGUCUUCCGAGAAUUCUGCACCCGACUCAAGAUCAACCUGUUCUUUGCUUCGUCAGCGCACCCCCAAUCGAACGGACAGGUCGAAGCCAUGAAUAAAAUUGUCAAGAAGCUGUUGAAACGGCAGCUUGACAAAGCCAAAGGAGCCUGGCCGGAAAAGCUUCCAGAGGCGUUAUGGGCCAUCCGGACAUCCUACCGAACGGCAACUGGGGAAACACCAUUCUCCAUGGCUUUCGGUUCAGAGGCGGUAGUCCCAGUAGAAAUCGGAGAGCCUUCCGCUCGAAGAACGCCGAGCACAAGCCAACCUUCGGAACGAAGCUUACAAGCAACGUGUCUCUCGGUACUAGGACUCCAGGGUCAGAUCCCGCUCCUUCCGAAUCGGAGAUUGGGUAAUGCGGAAAGUCUCUUUGGCAACCAAGAAUCCCACGGAAGGAACCCUCGGACCUUCCUGGGAGGGACCCUACGAAAUCAUUGGUAUCCAGCGAUCGGGGACUUAUCGACUCAGAGACUCCAACGGAAAGACCCUCGGUCAUCCUUGGAAUGUAGAGCAUUUGAAGUACUAUUUCAAAUGAAGUCACCUAGCCUACGGCAGGGUUACGGAGGAGGCCCAAAAGCCUUCGGCCUCUCUACGAACACAGCCUUCGGCAUUAUAGCGUUUCCUAGCCAACGGAGGGUUCUAAAUUGUAAAACGCACCCCAAAUUGUACCUUUGCCUUCGGUAA
Molecule: messenger RNA, 1833 nt
Organism: Prunus armeniaca (apricot)
Lineage: Eukaryota; Viridiplantae; Streptophyta; Magnoliopsida; Rosales; Rosaceae
Source: the annotation of a GenBank genome assembly